Tetrahymena thermophila SB210 is the source of this 1662-nucleotide messenger RNA. RefSeq names its product ubiquitin family protein. The transcript has a single exon. Lineage: Eukaryota; Ciliophora; Oligohymenophorea; Hymenostomatida; Tetrahymenidae. The record is from RefSeq and is a predicted model, not a curated record. Gene Ontology annotation, molecular function: protein binding.
AUGAACGAGGCUGAAGAAGAUGAAAGAUGUGCUAAACACAAGAUAUUUUUAAAUGCUGUUUGUCUAACUUGUAACAAUAUGAAAUGUUGUUAUAAGUGCUUCAAUGUUAACAACUCUCAUUUUAACCACAACUCCUUGUUUUUAAGUGAGUGUGACUAAUAUUAUUCCGAUGAUAUGUAGAUUAUUUAAGAAUAACCAUCCAGCUAAUUUGAUGAUUAGAAUUAGUUAAAAGAAAAGAAAAAGGUGUUUAGCAAGUAGUUAAUCAAUAAGGCAAACUAAGAUAGUUCAUCAAAUCUUACAAAUCAAAUUAAGACAUACAGAAUGCAAAUUGACGAUUUAUGCAAGCAAAUCACUGAAUAAGUUUGGAACUAUAGACAAAAAUUCAUUUAGUAUAUGGACUCAAAGCUAAAAGAGUAUAAUGCAUUUAUACAAGUGGAAUAGGGAUCACAAAUAACUUCUGAAAUGAUUAUUAUGAGAAAUGAGUUAGAGAAUUUCAUCAAUAGCUUGAAAAAUCAGAUUAAGAGUAUUGAUACUUAGAAUUAGCAAAAAUAAAACGAAGUAUAGCCACUACCAUGCAGUUGCAGCUAAGCAAUUUCAAUAAUAAACAAUAACUACUCUCAAAAUAAUGCAUUCACUCAUUUUAACAAUGGAAAUUACUUCACCAACGAUGAAGAUUUACCACUAUUUUCUAAUUCUUCUCCAUCUUGCUAUUCUAUUUCAUAUUCUUGCUCAUCAUCAAGCGCAUCUUCUCCAUCUCCAUCUUCUUAUUCAUCAUCUUCUCCCUAUUACUAUAACUCCUACCAAACUCAAAAAAUAAUUUAGAACCAGUAUCAUCCAAACACAAUAUUUAGCUAAAAGCAUCAUUAAAGAAACAAUGAAUAAAUGUUAUCAUAGUAGUUUACAGAAAAAAAUGCUAUGAAUAAUCUCUGCAAUCAAAUGCAUUUUAAUAUCUACGAAAUGCAAUACCACCAACAUCUGUCUACCUGCCCUAACUACUAACUGCAAAAGCAAAUUAGUGAAAAUCAAAUGCAAAUCUAUUCUUAGGCUAUAUAAUAAAAAUCUAUUUAGAACUAGAUAGAACCCAAGUAACUAAGUUAAAUAUUUAUUAUUCUGACUAAUGGGAAAAGCUUACCAUUAUAAUUCAAUAUUUCCUCUUCUGUCCUAUAAAUAAAAAUCCUUAUUUUUGAAAAAACCGGAGUUCCACCUCUAGAACAAAAGCUCUUUUACUACACAAAGGAACUUCAUAAUUAUACAGCUAUGAAGGAAUAUUAGAUUCCUCGAGACUGCUCAAUUAAGUUAUAUAUAAGAUCUUUUUAUCAAUAGCUAUAGAGUAUUUCUAAAAAUCAAUCAACUUAAAAUACAAAAUCUUACGAUGACAGUUUCGAUUCCUCAAAUUAAUAAUUUUCUUUAUAAUUUAACAAGCAGUUUAAAAAUAAUUAAAACUAAAUUGAAAGUUAAUUUAAUUUGAUAUAAUCACAUUGUGACGACUUUGAUUUUGAUAAUACGUCUAUGAUCCCUGAUUCCCAAUGCUUAAAUAGUACCAAAAAGAUGUCUUUCCAAAACAAUCAAUAACAAAACUCUUAUUUAGAUAAAAAUUAAACAAUGAAUAGCUUUUUUUAUGAAAAUAAUUCAAAUCAAUAAAACAUUUUUAUUUACUCUUGA